This is a messenger RNA of Octopus bimaculoides (California two-spot octopus), 3597 nucleotides long. RefSeq names its product solute carrier family 23 member 1. Lineage: Eukaryota; Metazoa; Mollusca; Cephalopoda; Octopoda; Octopodidae. Gene Ontology annotation, molecular function: transmembrane transporter activity. Gene Ontology annotation, cellular component: membrane. The record is from RefSeq and is a predicted model, not a curated record. Gene Ontology annotation, biological process: transmembrane transport.
CUAUAUAUAACAAAGAAAGUAAGUAACUACUAUACCGAAGAUAAAACUGCAACGGCAUCAACCUUGAUACACAGUGUUAGUAUAUUUAAUAGGAAAAUUACAGUAUGAUGAAGGUGAUUUGAAAAUAUUGGGAUGUCAUUUGUGAGAGCAAAUAUAUUGUCAUUAAAAUACAUAACAAUACAACAUAUUGCUCGGGAAGUUUAUUAACGAAUUCCUUUUUGAUGAAUAUCUAGAUAUUGCAGUAGAUUGAAGAUAAUUGCUGUAGAGUGAAGAUAACUGACUGUUCGAUAUAAUAGAACUUAUUUGAUCAGGGUAUAUAUACAUUGAAAGUGAUCGAACGGAUAUGGAGAACGGUACUUCGCCUCGGAGAAAAUCCUCUAAUAAGCUUGACUCUGAAGAAGUGAAUUUCGAUGAGGAUCCUAAUCUUAAAUAUAAUUUAGUCUAUGGAGUUUUGGAGAAUCCACCUAUAUAUGUAUCUCUAAGUUUGGCAGUGCAGAAUAUACUUACGUUAUUGGCCGGAGCAAUGGGUUUUGCAGCUGUGUUAGCUGAUCUUGUGUGUGUAGAUGUUACAGACCCUUUAAGAGCUCAACUCUUCUCAACAACAGUAAUUCUCGCAGGAGUUGCUACAGUCGCUCAAACAAGUCUUGGGACACGUCUCCCAGUAUUCCAAGGACCGUCUAUAAGUUAUCUUCCACCAAUGCUUUCCAUCAGCCGAUUAGACAACUGGAAGUGCCCACCAAAGUACCAAAUAGAUUACAUAAACGGUUCAACGGUUGAACCAAAUACCACACUAAUAUCAAAACAUUUCACCACUGAGUAUCAGCAUAAAAAGCUUAUGGUUUUUUCAGGAAGUUUAGUAUGUGCUUCAUUCUUUGAAGUCGUAGUUGCUUUUUUCGGAAUACCAGGCAUAUUUGGUCGUCUGGUAUCCCCAGUUACUGUGUCUGUGACUCUUAUUACGAUUGGGCUGAGUCUUCUAGAAAUUGCAUUGAAAUACUCUGCUCUGGCGCCUGCUGUUGCUAUACCAACAGCUGCAUGUGCCUCGGUUUUUAUUCUGUAUUUAAACGGAGUCACUCUUAAAUUUCCACCGUGGUCAAAGAAACCGAAAGAAAUCGCUAUCUUUCGAAAUUAUCCUCUACUACUGGCUGUUGGUAUUGGUUGGAUACUCUGUUACAUUUUUACUGUUAGCAAUUAUUAUCCAUCGGACCCGAAUUCCAGGAGCUUCAAUGCGCGAACAGACACCAAACUAGAUUUGAUACAAAGAACACCCUGGUUUUCCUUUCCAUACCCAGGUCAGUAUGGACCACCUAAAUUCGAAAUAGCUAUUUUUCUCGGAUUUCUCCUAUCGACAAUAAAUUCAAUUAUUGAAUCCAUGGGUGAUUACUACGCUGCCUCAAGACUAUGUGCCGUACCACCACCACCGAGACAUGCAAUUAACCGCGGGCUGUUUUCUGAAGGUCUAGCGGGUGUACUAGCUGGAUUUAUGGGUGCCUCCCAUGCAACUACUUCGUACAGCACGCACAUUGCCCUUAUUGGUAUAACAAGGGUUGCAAGUCGUAUUGUAUUGAAUAUAGCAGGAGUUAUGGUUAUCAUCAUGGCGAUAUUGGGUAAAGUGGCUGCUUCUUUAGCUACAAUUCCAGAUCCUGUAGUAGGAGCCAUCAAUUUCACUGGGCUUACUAUGAUGUUAUCAGUUGGUAUCACCAAUCUGCAAAAGACAGCUUUAAACGCACGCAAUACAUUGAUUAUUGGAUCUUCAUUGGGUCUGAGUUGGGUUUCUUCAUCAUGGCUUUACACAUAUCCAGAUGACAUCAAUACAGGUAACUUUGAGCUAGAUCAAAUAUUAAAGAUUAUUCUGGGAACUCAAACCUUUGUAGGAACAUUAACGGCUAUUUUAUUAGACAACACGAUACCAGGUACACUGACGGAACGUGGGAUGCAUCAUUUACUACCUGAGACUGAAAACACUGAAAAACCAACAUAUCAUACUGGUGAAAUUGUUUACGAAUUCCCAAGCAUCCAAAAUUUUUUAAACAAACAUCAAUCAAUUUUUGGGAAAUUAGCCAUACUACCACCCAAGAAGGUUAUUGAAGUAGAUGAGGAAACUGAAAAACUUAAAGAUGAAAUUGACCAGACUGAUUUAGUAUAACGUUACAAUUUGUAUGUAUUGUGAAUAUGCGCACACAUAAUUUCAUGCAGAUGUAUGUAUACAUAUGUAAAAAUACAAAUACAUGUAUAUUCAAAUUAGAAUAUGUUUUCCCAUUCACAGAGUUCUAUAUGUUAUAUUAAAUACGAUAGAUAUUUCAUAUGUGUGAUAUUAGUCUUAUACUGAUUGUGCUGUUGGAGCACAAUUAUAAUAUUUUGUUGUCUAGAGAAAGUCAUUAUGGCAAUAUUAAAACACGAACUGAUACAAAAAAAAAAUUAUAACAUUGUUUUCAUGAAGUAUAUUUCGAUAGUAAGUCAUUAAAGAAAGAACAAUAACCUCUGCGCUAAUAUUCCAUUUUCCUGUCAACAUUGCUAUCCUUGAUUUUUGUGUUGUUACUACAAUUUUAUGAUGAUGAUGAUGAUGAUGAUGAUGAUGAUGAUGAUGAUGAUGAUGAUGAUGAUGAUGAUGAUGAUGAUGAUGAUGGUUUUCAUGAUAAUGAUCAUGAUCAUAAUGAUGGUGGUGGUGCAUACGAAUCUAUAUCCUUUUCUACUCUAGGCACAAAACCCGAAACUUUUGGGGAGGGAGCCAUUCGAUUAGAUCGACCCCAGUGCAUAACUGGUACUUAAUUUAUCGACCACGAAAGGAUGAAAGGCAAAGUAUACGUAUCAAUAUUGAUUUGUUGCCUAACCAAUUCGAGUGCCUAAAGAUGAGGUGCACGUUUCUUCGCCCGUAAUACACAUAUUUAUAUGUAAUUACACGUCUAAUCAAUACAGGAGUUGCAUACACACACAUAUGUAUAUAUGUAUGUAUGUAUGUUAAAUAGCAAAUUAGAUAAAUUACCUAAUCUUCAAUAUGUUGCUAAAUCACUUGUCUACAAUAUUCGACACCAUGUUACAAAUUUAUCUCAAUGUCUUUAUUGCUGCGAGUAUGUAUAGAUAUGGUUUCUUUCUGUACUUUUGUUUGUUCGAAAAUAACCAACAACUGAUGGAAGAACUGUAAGAAUAUUUAUUUGAAUAUUUUAAGCUUUUGAAGUUUAAUGUUUAGUUGUGUCCCUUGAUGCACUUUGUUUUCAAAUAGCGUAAUUCACAUAAAAUUGGACCAAGGAACACUCUUCCGUCUCCGCUUCAUUGACUAUGUCAGACAAUGAGAGAGAAGAGGCGUAAGAAGUAGAAAGCAGUUCAGACAUGUACUGAAUCAGCGAGCGGACUAGAAGUACGAAGAACUCUCAAUCACUCCACAUCAAAUACUCCGUUAGAGAAUUGUUUAAAUUACAAUUUUUCGUUCAUUUUUUUCCUUCCCCGUUCACUUUCAACAACACUUUAUCUAUACGAAUUUCUUUUCUUCAAUUUUACUUACGUCGUGUUUCAGGUUCACCAUCCUUUGGCACUCUUCUGUAACAGUCUGCAGGAUUAAAUCUUGGUUCCCUUGUUCAAGUUUCGAAAGAAUUCUUGCCCGUA